UCCAUCUCCAAGGACAGAAAUCCUUCACAACAUAGAUCCAAUAUCGAAGACUGCUGCAUUAAGGAUAGGUAGCUACAAAAUAAUAAUGGGUGAAGAUGCAGGUGGACAUUAUGAUGGAUGGUAUAAACCAGAUGACAUCAACCAAGACAGAGGGAAUACAAUAUAUUGGUAUUCUAGCAGUAAGCUACGUGUUGACUGUGGACCCAAACCUGAGAAUGCUUCAGAAAAUUGUAAACCGAAAGACAAUGUAUGCUUAUAUGAUAUUGCGGAAGACCCAUGUGAAUAUAUCAACAUCGCUGAUAAACAUCCAGAUAUUGUACAGCAUAUGUUGAAAGUCUUAAGUCAGUACAAUGUGACAGCAGUGGCACCAAUGAACCCAGGUUUUGAUCCUGCAGCUAAUCCUGCCAAUCAUAAUGGUGCGUGGGUACCAUGGGUGAAUUCAUCAUCACCAGAAGAUAUAAGGAAAUAUGGACUCCAUUAACACUUACUUGCCAUAGCUCUCAAUUUCUUCCAAGAGAGAACUGACACUAAAUCAUUCAACCUCAUAGUGGCAGUGCAACUAAGAAGUUGUACUACUGUUCAAUCAACAGAAAUUAUUUUUUUUAAUAAUUUUUUUAUUAUAUUUUAUACAUAAAGAAUAUCUCAUGAAUGAC
Saccoglossus kowalevskii is the source of this 653-nucleotide messenger RNA. RefSeq names its product arylsulfatase I-like. The record is from RefSeq and is a predicted model, not a curated record. NCBI's taxonomy places the organism in Eukaryota, Metazoa, Hemichordata, Enteropneusta, Harrimaniidae. Gene Ontology annotation, molecular function: sulfuric ester hydrolase activity.